AUGGCUAUUGCUAUUGCCAUCUAUCAUAAAGGCUUGAUUCCAGUUAGCAAAGCUUCGAGGACCCUCCUUGAAGGAAUCUACGGUCUAGGGAAGGCUGGCCAUAAAAGAAGGUCCCCUUUUGCAGAAGGAAAGACUUCACACUUCUCGAAGCUCCUGCUCCCUCCCUCCAUAUCCAGCGUAAAGAAACGAGGUAAUCGCCGUUGCAUCGCCUUGAGUCCAGAGCCUGAUCUUUUUACCGAUAACCUGAUUGGACCGUUUGCCCUAAAUGCACUUUCUACCUUCCCCCCUUUCUUUCCUCCUCCUCCCCCUCCUCCUGCCCACUCCUCCUCCUCCUCCUCCUCCUCCUCCUCCUCCUCCUCCACCUCCUCCCCCUCCCUCCUCUCCCCUGCUCACUUCCCUGCUCAUCCUCCUCCUCCUCCUCCUCCUCCCCCUCCUCCUCCCCUAUCUCCUCCCCCACCCCCCUCAUCCCCCCUCCUCCCCCUCCCCUCCAUCCUACUCCUCCCUCCUCCUCCUUCCCUGGUAGCGUCCCACAAUUCAAUACUCGGAACACAGCACCUUCUCGAAAACGUCCUCAGAAGUCUGUCAGUCAACCAGGCUGUUACUGAGUACUCUCCAAGGACCCUCCAAAUCCUCAUAGUACCCUCACAGUACCCUCCAAGUACCUCAAAGUACCCUCCGGACUCCUCAAAAUCACCCUCACAGUACCCUCCAAAUACCUCAAAAGAUGAGGUGGAGGAGGAGGUGGAGGAGGUUGAGGAGGAGGAAGAGGUUGAGGAGGUUUUUGUGAGGGUUUGUGAGGAGGCGGCGAGAGAGCCCAAAGGGAACGGCUCCGACAAUCGCCCCUCGCAGUUUUAUGUUGACUUGCUUGAAAGGGAGACGGGAUCUGCUGAAGGUUUGUGCACAGAAUCCCUUAAAGUUCUGUGCACAGGAUCCCCAGAAUCCCCUGAAGGUUUGUGCGCAGAAUCUCUUAAUUGUUUGUGCACAGAAUCCCCAGAAUCCCUUGAAGGUUUGUGCAUAGAAUCCCCAGAAUCCUCUGAAGAAUCUCCAGAAUCUCCUGAAGGUUUGUGGACAAAAUCCCUUGAAGUUCUGUGCACAGGAUCCCCUGAAUCCCCUGAAGGUUCAUGCAUAGAAUCCCUUAAAUGUUUGUGCACAGAAUCCCCAGAAUCCCCUGAAGGUUUGUGCACAGAAUCCCAUAAAGUUCUGUGA
Messenger RNA from Macrobrachium nipponense, 1206 nucleotides. RefSeq names its product proline-, glutamic acid- and leucine-rich protein 1-like. The transcript has 7 exons. The record is from RefSeq and is a predicted model, not a curated record. NCBI's taxonomy places the organism in Eukaryota, Metazoa, Arthropoda, Malacostraca, Decapoda, Palaemonidae. The coding region runs from base 1 to 1206 and encodes 401 amino acids.